Molecule: messenger RNA, 732 nt
Organism: Anoplopoma fimbria (sablefish)
Lineage: Eukaryota; Metazoa; Chordata; Actinopteri; Perciformes; Anoplopomatidae
Gene: gatd1
Product: glutamine amidotransferase class 1 domain containing 1
Exons: 7
Coding region: 28-732 (234 amino acids)
Source: RefSeq, a predicted model, not a curated record
UACUUCCGCAUCGCAGGUUCCUCUUGAAUGAUUUCCGCCACAUUUACCUUCUUAUUCAUCAAACCAGACAAACUAAAGAAAAUAAACAAAAUGUCUGCAAAACCAACGUGUCUGAUCGUCGCCAGCGCGUCUCCUCAAGGGGUGUCAGCAGCGUCUUUCCAGCAGUCCUUCAGCCUGUGCACCUCAGUGUUUAAUCUCCAGACAGCCACUCCCGGGGGGAAGCCAAUAGACUUUGUUGGAGUUGAUGAAAGCACUGCUAGAUGGGUGCAGGACUUCAACCUGAAACCCUACGCAACACCAGCCAAACUUGAAUCCAUAGAUGGUGCUCGAUACCAGGUGCUGCUCAUCCCGGACUGUCCCGGAGCGCCGAACGACCUGGCACACAGCGGCUCACUGCACCGCAUUCUCACACACUUCAUUUCUCACCAAAAGCCUGUUUGUGCAGUGGGACAAGGAGUGUCGGCUCUGUGCUGUUCCACUGAGGGACAGAAGUGGAUCUUCAAUGGCUACAGCUUAACAGGGCCAUCAGUGUUUGAACUGGUGCGGAGGCCUGACUUUGCCAACCUGCCCUUGGUCGUGGAAGACUUUGUGAAAGACAAUGGUGGAUCAUACACAGCCAGUCAAGAAGAUGCUGUGCAUGUAGUAAUAGACAGACACCUAAUAACCGGCCAGAAUAUGCAGUCAACCUCACUUGUUGUAAAUAAUCUAAUCCUGCUCUCUGGUGCCAAAUAA